AGGGACCAGGACAGCGUCUGGAAUAAAAUCUUCCAAAGCAAACUUCGCCUGCGGAGACCCGCUCCCUUCCUCGCCCCCACAGAAACGCCCCCCGCCACCACCCCCUCCCCCGGCGUAGGCCUUCACGCUGUCGCCUCGACCCGUUUCCUCGAAUCCCCAGGGAAGGGUGGGCCCCUGGCGGCCCUACGGCCCGCCGCCCCCUUACCACCGCGGUCGGAGCCCGGGUCUCACUCUCCUGCCGCUGUUUCGGGCCACACCGUGUGUCCGUGCCUCCGCAAAGGAAUAGAAGAGUGGGUCCUCGCUCUCUGCGGCGCACCGCUUGUCCCUUGACUUCCUGUCCAUCUACAAAGCCUAUUUCAUGUUUUCCAGAAAGAAAACGUUUUCCGUGUCUCUUGAGUCCUCAUCGCCAUAUGCGGGGCCGGACCGAUCUAUGCAAAAGAUCGCAAGAGAAAACUGAUGGAGCAUCGCCCAUCAUGAGGCUGCUCUCCCGAUGGUCACUGAGUUGUGUUGUGGCACUGUCUUUGUACAAAGACACCAAUUUUUGCGAACGGUGCCACUCAUGAUUCAACGCUCUCAUGCCUCGGUCCCAGCUGCUGGAGCGCAGAUUUUCCCCCAAGGGUUAGAAGAUAGAAAACUCCUCGGUAAUUGGCCUAGAGGUGGUCUGCGAGGACGCCGGGAAGCUUGUAAUUGGCUGUUUAAUUCUCAGCAGGAUGUAAGUCAAAGAGUACAGCAGAAAAUGUCUACUGAACGGACUUCUUGGACAAGCCUGUCCACCAUUCAGAAAAUAGCCCUGGGCCUUGGGAUCCCAGCCAGUGCAACAGUUGCCUAUAUCCUAUACCGCAGGUAUAGGGAAAGCAGAGAAGAGCGGCUGACAUUUGUUGGGGAAGAUGACAUUGAGGUAGAGAUGCGGGUUCCCCAGGAGGCUGUGAAACUCAUCAUUGGCCGGCAAGGAGCCAAUAUUAAACAGCUGCGGAAACAGACAGGUGCUCGGAUUGAUGUGGACACAGAGGAUGUAGGCGAUGAGCGAGUGCUGCUUAUCAGUGGUUUUCCUGUUCAGGUGUGCAAGGCCAAAGCAGCAAUCCAUCAGAUCCUGACAGAGAAUACCCCAGUGUCUGAGCAGCUUUCAGUUCCCCAGAGAUCUGUGGGCAGAAUCAUAGGGAGAGGCGGCGAGACAAUUCGUUCUAUCUGUAAGGCCUCUGGAGCCAAAAUUACCUGUGACAAAGAAUCAGAAGGGACAUUACUACUAUCAAGACUUAUAAAAAUCUCAGGAACACAGAAGGAAGUGGCAGCAGCCAAGCAUUUGAUACUGGAGAAAGUUUCAGAAGAUGAAGAACUUCGGAAGAGAAUUGCUCAUUCUGCAGAAACCAGGGUCCCACGCAAACAGCCAAUCAGUGUGAGAAGAGAAGACGUGACAGAGCCAGGUGGAGCUGGAGAGCCAGCUUUAUGGAAAAACACCAGUUCUAGCAUGGAGCCGACUGCACCCCUGGUGACUCCUCCACCCAAAGGAGGAGGCGACAUGGCUGUGGUAGUGUCAAAGGAAGGUUCCUGGGAGAAACCUAGUGAUGACAGCUUUCAGAAGUCUGGAGCCCAGGCCAUCCCAGAGAUGUCCAUGUUUGAAAUCCCCAGUCCUGACUUCAGUUUUCAUGCUGAUGAGUACCUAGAAGUCUACGUUUCUGCUUCUGAGCACCCUAACCACUUCUGGAUCCAGAUCGUUGGCUCCCGCAGCCUGCAAUUGGAUAAGCUUGUCAAUGAGAUGACCCAGCACUAUGAGAAUAGUGUGCCUGAAGACUUGACUGUGCAUGUAGGAGACAUUGUAGCAGCACCUUUACCUACAAAUGGUUCCUGGUAUCGAGCCCGGGUCCUCGGCACCUUGGAGAAUGGGAACUUGGACCUCUAUUUUGUUGACUUUGGAGAUAAUGGAGAUUGCCCACUGAAGGACCUCAGGGCUCUCAGGAGUGACUUCCUAAGCCUUCCAUUUCAAGCAAUAGAAUGUAGUCUGGCACGGAUCGCUCCCUCAGGUGACCAGUGGGAAGAGGAAGCUUUGGAUGAGUUUGAUAGACUCACUCAUUGUGCUGACUGGAAGCCUCUGGUAGCCAAGAUCUCUAGCUAUGUCCAGACUGGGAUCUCAACUUGGCCAAAGAUCUACUUAUAUGAUACUAGCAAUGGGAAGAAACUUGAUAUUGGGCUAGAAUUAGUACACAAAGGAUACGCAAUUGAGCUUCCUGAAGACAUAGAAGAAAACAGAGCUGUCCCAGACAUGUUGAAGGACAUGGCCACAGAAACAGAUGCCUCUCUCAGCACGUUGCUCACUGAGACCAAAAAGAGCUCUGGAGAGAUAACACAUACCCUGUCCUGCCUCAGCUUAUCAGAAGCUGCUUCCAUGUCUGGUGAUGAUAACCUUGAAGAUGACUACUUACUCUGAAGUCUGAGCUUCAGCUUGCUCAGCCAUCUGCUUUGCUGUGAUUUGGCCUAGGAAUUGGUGCGUGGAGGAGAGGAGUGUAUGAUAAAGGAUCCAUGCAGUCCUUCCUUUAUUACACAUAUAGUCUGGCUUGCUGUGGACCAAAUUAAUAUUCUCCUCCCAUCAGACUACAAAAAAAUUGGACUACCACACUACAAGUGUGUCUCCCCCAUUCCACCUCCUGAUCCCUCCCCAACCCUCCAGUGUUUGAAUACUGCUGUGUUACUUCCAGGCCGUUCAACGUCAGGCUCAGUCCCCUCUACCAGUCAUGAUGCACAUUACUACUAGGCUGUAUCCUUUUCGAGGCUGGGAAACAGUCAGGCUUUCGUCAUUGGAAGUGAUUCUGCAGACUUCUGACUCACCUUAUCAGGUGACUCUGGUUAAGGAAAGCUUUUGAGUGGUGAACUCAAAGACUCCAGUUGAAUCAGGAGGCAAAGGCAAAAAUUAGCAUAAUUAUAUUUAAAAGCCUCAGGAAGUGGGAAGAGAAUACUGCCUCCCAGCCUCAAUUGCUGAUAUGUUAUUGGAGACAGGCUUUUGAAACUGCUCCAGCUAUUUCUCUGUAACCUUUAGUUAAAAUAGAAAGGAGACAGGAGGCUCAGGAAAUUUUCUAAAUUGCUAGUAUAAUAUCUAUAUGUAUACACACAUAUACACCCGUGGAGAGAGAGGAAGAGUAUACAGUCCUGUUUGAAUCAUUUGGAGGAUUUUUUUGCUGAAUAAAGUUCUCAAGAACAUUUUCUAAAACCAAAUUCUGAUUGAAUCACAAGGUGGAAGCAGGCUGUGAGCCUAAAUCUGGUGAAAACUACCAACUGCCUCACAGAAAGGAUCACAUCUAUGAAACAAGUGUCCCUCCCAUAUACACAUUCAUAUUCUUUCUCUAAAGUCACUUCAGAAAUAACCAUUCACUGGCUGGGCACGGUAGCUGACACCUGUAAUCCCAGUGCUUUGGGAGGCUAAGGCAGGCAGAUUACUUGAGGCCAACAUGGUGAAACCCUGUCUCUACUAAAAAUACAAAAAAUUAGCCAGGCAUGGUGGCAUGCACCUGUUGUCCCAGCUGCGUGGGAGGCUGAGGCAGGAGAAUUGCUUGAACCCGGGAGGUGGAGGUUGCAGUGAGCUGAGAUCGUGCCACUGCACUCCAGCCUGGGUGACAGAGACAGACUCUGUCUCAAAAAAAUACAAAAAUACAAAAUACAAAAAUUAGCUGGGCGUGGUGGCAGGCAUCUGUAAUCCCAGCUAUUUGGGAGGCUGAGGCACAAGAAUCACUUGAACCUGGGAAGCGGAGGUUGCAGUGAACCCAGAUUGCACCAACACACGACCUUGUCUCAUAAAAAAAAAUUCACUAGGAACCAGAACCAAUUUAGGUUUAGGCUGUGUGAGUAAGACCCCACCUAUACUAUUCAAAAGAAAAGGCCCAGAUUAAGAUUCUAGAAACCUGGAUUCUAGGAGCAGCUCUGGUAAGUAGCUCAUGUAGUCUUGGAGGAAUCUUUAAGGAGUAGAUCUCCACUGUAAACUUUUUGCAAAAUUUUAACGUGUUUCCUUAUAGCAUCUUUCUGACAGUACUGUGAGGCUCAAAUGAGAGGCUUGAAGUACUUGAGGUGCUUGAAAGUAAAUAUAAAUGUAUAGUAAUGUGGAUGGUAGAAAAAUGGCAAGUGAAUUUUUUUUAAGGAUAAAGCAAGAUAAACUAGAAAAUUUAAAACUAGCACAUAAGGAUGCCUUACACAGGUCUUUUUUUAAAAUUUAGGGAUUAGUAACGUCUACCUCUAUACUACAUGGCAACUAUAUUUUUUCACAACCACAAUUCUCAAAAUUUAUUUUCUCAGAAAAAAUCUCAGUAUUAGCCAGGCACCAGUGGCUCACACCUAUAAUCCCAACACUUUGGGAGGCCGAGGCGGGCAGAUUGCUUGAGCUCAGGAGUUCGAGACCAGCCUGGCACCAUGCUGAAACCCCAUCUCUACCAAAAAUACAAAAAAAUUAGCCAGGCGUGGUGGUGUGUGCCUGUGGUCCUAGCUACUUGAGAGGCUGAGGUGGGAGGAUCGCUUGAGCCCAGGGAAGCAGAGGUUGCAGUGAGUGAGCCAAGAUUGCACCACUCCACUCCAGCCCGUGUGACACAGCAAGAUGCUGUCUCCAAAAAAAGAAAAGAAAAAUCUCAGUCCCAAUUAGCAGAAAGGCUCUAGUGAAGGAACAGUUCUGGUGAGUAGUUCAGGUACUCUUGGAGGAAUCUUUAAGGAGCUUCCAUUUAUUUGAUGUUUCAGAUGUUGCCUGCAAUGAACUCGCUGAAGUAUGCUCAGCCCUGGAACUGGUGCUACCAGAGUUCCGUAGGGAACCUUUACUCUUUAGAGGUCCCUGAUAUAAAUCAUUCAUAAGACUUCCUACCCUGGAAAAUGAGUAAUGUCUCAUUCUUACCUGCAGUUUGUUACUAUGUAUAAAAGUCUUUUUCUUUAAUAUGCCUUUAAGUCUUACCUGUUUACAGCCCAUUCUGAUGGGUUCUUUGUCAUUCUUUUAGUAUAACCCAGUACUUGUCCUGCUGCCUGGAAUGCCCUCUUCUAUGUUACCUAUUCUGUCCGUUGAGAUCCCCCAACUUGGGCCAAAGCCAAGAGAUCUAUAUGCCUUCUCUGGUUUUCUCCACAUCUAUAGCACCUCAACUGAAAUAUAUGGAUAAAAACA
Messenger RNA from Gorilla gorilla gorilla (western lowland gorilla), 5119 nucleotides. It is a transcript of the gene TDRKH, whose product is annotated as tudor and KH domain containing. The transcript has 14 exons. The coding region runs from base 491 to 2422 and encodes 643 amino acids. Gene Ontology annotation, molecular function: RNA binding. Lineage: Eukaryota; Metazoa; Chordata; Mammalia; Primates; Hominidae. Gene Ontology annotation, biological process: spermatogenesis; P granule organization; piRNA processing. Gene Ontology annotation, cellular component: P granule. The record is from RefSeq and is a predicted model, not a curated record.